AUGGCGGAUGCCACUAGCGCAGGAGCGACGCCUCUCCUACCUGGCCUCCCGGAUGACAUCGUCAUCUGGGAGAUCCUCGUCCGCCUGCCGCCCAAAGCCCUUCUCCGCAGCCGCGCCGUCCAUCCUUCCUGGCGCCGCAUCACCUCCACCCGCGAUUUCCUCCUCACCCACCACGCUCGCCAGCCCACCCUCCUCGUCGCCUCCGGUCACGAUGACGGCAGCGGUGAAUACUACCGAGACAUCAUUGUCUUCGGCCACCCGGCCGCCGCCGACGUCCAGCUCGAACACUUCACCCAGCUUGAUGAGAGGGACUGCAGCGUGGUGGCCUCCUGCGACGGCCUCCUCCUCCUUUCCUAUGAGACGGAGGGCGCCUGCUUCUCCAUCUGCAACCCGGCCACUCAUCAGUGCGCUCCCCUGCCGGUGCCUUGUGACCUCAUGAUGCCCUUGGGAAUGUACCGGCACCACCCCACGGGCGAGUACCGGAUACUGAUGUACGAUAAAAACGAGGAAGAAAUUGAGGGUGAAAAUGAGGAAAUAUAUGUCCGUGAUGGUGGUUGCUGCAUCUUCGAAUUGGGUUCCGUCCAGCCAUCAAGGAACAUCGGGUACCCGCCGGAGGCGGAACAAGUGCUUUCACGCUGUGGCCAUGGGGCAGUCGUCUUGUUACGUGGCAACAUGCAUUGGUACCUAGAGCAACGUGAGAAUGGAGGCGACAUGGUACUGGUAUUCGACAUCGCAACCGAGUCGUUUCGGCAUAUGCAGGCUCCGGUUCUUCAAGUUGCUCCAGACUGUCCUCUCUACAAUGACCUGUUUGACAUGGACGGCACGCUCGGCAUGUUCAGUUGCAAUGAUGAUGCGGCUAUCGUCGAUAUCUGGGUGUUGAAGGACUAUGAAAAUGAGGUCUGGACCUUCAAGUGCAAGAUUGAAUUGCCGGUUAUCGAGAUCAAGUUAUUGUGUGGAGAUGAUGAUUCCUUGUAUGCGGUGGUCAUACAUGGGGAUGGUGAGUUGCUCGUGCUAGUCCAGUUUGCUGGAUGGCUGCUUCAGGUUGACAUGGAAGGUAAGUUGGUCGGCAGUUUUCAUCACGACAAAGUCAUUGCUGGUCAAUUGCAGCUGAAGCAAACUCUUGUUCCACACACUUUCUUUCAGACACUAGAAUAG
Triticum turgidum subsp. durum (durum wheat) is the source of this 1155-nucleotide messenger RNA. Lineage: Eukaryota; Viridiplantae; Streptophyta; Magnoliopsida; Poales; Poaceae. The record is from the annotation of a GenBank genome assembly.